Triticum aestivum (bread wheat) is the source of this 1490-nucleotide messenger RNA. RefSeq names its product NAC domain-containing protein 76. The record is from RefSeq and is a predicted model, not a curated record. The transcript is spliced from 2 exons. Gene Ontology annotation, biological process: regulation of DNA-templated transcription. Lineage: Eukaryota; Viridiplantae; Streptophyta; Magnoliopsida; Poales; Poaceae. Gene Ontology annotation, molecular function: DNA binding. Bases 95 to 652 code for a protein of 185 amino acids.
CAUGCUCGCUCAGACCUGAACCCGCUAGCUUUUGCAUGUUCUAGAGCAGAGCGCUAGCAUCGUCGUCUGAUCGAGGGAUCGGGGUGGUCUGGCAAUGGAGGAGUCCUCUUGCAACACGGUGCCCCCGGGGUUCAGGUUCCACCCCACGGAGGAGGAGCUCGUCGGCUACUACCUCGCCCGGAAGGUCUCCUCCCACAAGAUCGACCUCGACAUCAUCCAGGAGGUCGACCUCUACCGGAUCGAGCCGUGGGAUCUUCAAGAGAGGUGCGGCAAGUACGGCGGCGGCGGAGGAGGGCAGGAAGAUCCGACGACGGAGUACUACUUCUUUAGCUACAAGGACCGCAAGUACCCCAGCGGCACGCGCACCAACCGCGCCACGGCCGCCGGCUUCUGGAAGGCCACCGGGAGGGACAAGCCGGUGCUCUCCUCGUCCUCGUCGUCUCCCGCGGCCGUGAUCGGCAUGAGAAAGACGCUUGUCUUCUACCGCGGCCGCGCCCCCAACGGCCGCAAGACCGACUGGAUCAUCCAUGAGUACCGCCUCCAGUCCAACGAGCACGCGCCCACACAGGCAUGCAAAUCUCCAUCCAUGCAGAUUCAAGAUUCAUCUCCAUGCAUGCAUGCAACGAAUUUUGUUGUUCAAUUGCAGUGCUAAUUAAUUUUGUGGGCUGAUUUGAUCGUUCAGGAGGAAGGGUGGGUGGUGUGCCGCGCGUUCGUGAAGCCGGUGCCCAGCCAGCAGCACAGGCUGUCCUACGGCGGCGGCGGGUACCCGACGAUGAACGGCAGCUACAGCUCCGCCUCCAAUUACUACUACUACGACAACCCUAACGCGCGCCUGAUGGUCGCCGGCGGGGGUCCGCCACAUGAUCAGCAUGUUCUGGCGGCGGAGUCCAAGCAGCAGGUGCAGCUGUUCCCCUCCGACCUGCCGCCGCCACUCCAGAGCCCGACCUUCGACGGCGAGGGCGAGGGCGACAUCUCGCAGAUCAGCGGUGGGUGUAGCAGUGCGGAUCAGCAGCUGGCGGCUGCUGCUGGGACGAUCGACUGGAACCUGUGGAGCAGCUUGCUGCCGUCCACGGCGCCACAGCUCUUCCACGGCCAGACAAUGACGCCGCCGCCGGCAGCCAAUUCGAGCUCCUCCAAGAACACUUAACGACAUAAUAUUUGAUCCGGAGGAUUCAGAUUAUCUUGACUGAUGAUUAAUUGUUGACAAUUUGAUCAUACGACGGAGUAUGUAUGUUUGACGACUACUUGCCAUUUUUACAUGUGGCUAAUUAGUUUCCACUUUGAUUCUAGGGCAUAGGAUGAUAUAUACAAAUAUACUUACAAUACAUCAACAUAUAUAUGUAAUUUCAGUAAUGGGAUUUGGAACUCAGGAUUGAUCAACCCUAGUUAGCUAACUAGUAUUUCCUUUGUCAUGUCAAUUUCUCCAUAUGAAGCUCACAUCACUACAUCAUUGUAUACUUGCGUUGGCACGUAAAGAGCGAUUUUAUUCA